Mobula hypostoma (lesser devil ray) is the source of this 5566-nucleotide messenger RNA. RefSeq names its product F-box-like/WD repeat-containing protein TBL1X. NCBI's taxonomy places the organism in Eukaryota, Metazoa, Chordata, Chondrichthyes, Myliobatiformes, Myliobatidae. Gene Ontology annotation, molecular function: protein binding; transcription corepressor activity. Gene Ontology annotation, cellular component: histone deacetylase complex. Bases 616 to 2151 code for a protein of 511 amino acids. Gene Ontology annotation, biological process: regulation of transcription by RNA polymerase II. The record is from RefSeq and is a predicted model, not a curated record. The transcript has 17 exons.
CUGGCGCCGAGCGCCGAGCCGCGCGCUGUCUCAGUGCCUGUCUGUGCUCGAGCCGGUUGUCGUCCCCUCAGGUUCAACUCCUGGGAAAUGAAUGUUUAGCAACCAGCAGCGGCAGAGGCUUCUGACGCCAUUCCGCCAUCAACUUUUACCUUUCUCCUUCUCAUUUCCAUUCGCCACCGCGUCGUUUCGGUGUCAUUAGUUGUAGGAUCAACACAUACAUGCGAACUAUAGUUGAUCUUCUUCCACUUAAAGGCCUUUCCGAGGCACUUAGUAGCCGGGUACAGCAUAGAUACAGCCCGGUGAUGAGUAAUACGUGAAGAACGGUUCUUUUAAACCCUAAGAUUAUUUCUUAAAAAAAACAACACACACACAGAAAAGUAGUUGGAGCUUUUCGUUGUUUGUGGAAGUGAAAACAAGCUGUGGGUUUAUUUUACAAGGAUUAUACAAGGUCACUGGCUGAGAGCUGUGCUUGAAGUGUGAGUGAUUGGGCCUCACUUUAUUGGUAACUGAACCUUGCAUUUGUUGUGGAUUCUCUCCAGUUCUCUUAAUCUCUUGGAGAAAAUAGGGCAUAGAUUGCGCUUGCUUGUAAACCUCAUAGGGUGAGGUGGGGCUAAGAUGAGCAUAACUAGUGACGAAGUAAAUUUCCUGGUUUAUCGUUAUCUCCAAGAAUCAGGUUUCUCUCAUUCAGCAUUCACAUUCGGAAUAGAAAGUCACAUAAGUCAGUCAAACAUCAACGGGACACUAGUGCCACCUGCAGCACUGAUCUCUAUCCUUCAGAAGGGUUUGCAGUAUGUCGAGGCAGAGAUCAGCAUCAAUGAGGAUGGCACAGUGUUUGACGGCAGGCCAAUUGAAUCGCUGUCUCUAAUAGAUGCUGUGAUGCCUGAUGUUGUACAGACUAGACAGCAAGCAUUCAGAGAUAAACUGGCACAACAGCAGCAAGCAGCAGCUGCAUCUUCAGCUCCACAGCAAACAACACCAAAGAAUGGAGAAGCCACUGUUAAUGGGGAGGAAAAUGGGGCACACACUAUCACAAAUAAUCAUUCUGAUGCUAUGGAAAUAGAUGGAGAUGUUGAAAUUCCUUCAAACAAAUCCACAGUCUUAAGGGGUCAUGAAUCGGAAGUAUUCAUUUGUGCCUGGAACCCUGUCAGUGAUCUUUUGGCAUCAGGUUCUGGAGACUCAACUGCAAGAAUAUGGAACCUCAAUGAAAAUAGCAAUGGUGGCCCUACUCAAUUAGUACUAAGGCAUUGUAUCAGGGAGGGCGGACAGGAUGUUCCCAGCAAUAAGGAUGUUACAUCACUCGACUGGAAUAGUGACGGAACACUUUUGGCCACUGGAUCAUAUGAUGGAUUUGCUAGGAUAUGGACAAAGGAUGGCAAUCUUGCAAGCACCCUCGGACAACAUAAAGGGCCCAUAUUUGCUUUAAAAUGGAACAAGAAGGGAAAUUAUAUUCUCAGUGCAGGAGUUGAUAAGACAACAAUAAUUUGGGAUGCUCAUACAGGUGAAGCAAAGCAACAAUUUCCAUUUCAUUCAGCUCCUGCUUUGGAUGUAGAUUGGCAGAACAACACUACAUUUGCAUCCUGCAGCACUGACAUGUGCAUUCACGUGUGCCGACUCGGCUGUGACCGUCCUGUAAAAACAUUCCAAGGGCAUACUAAUGAAGUUAAUGCAAUCAAAUGGGACCCAUCUGGCAUGUUACUUGCAUCGUGCUCAGAUGACAUGACACUGAAGAUCUGGAAUAUGAAGCAGGAUGCAUGUGUACAUGAUUUACAGGCCCACAAUAAGGAGAUUUACACCAUAAAAUGGAGCCCUACUGGUCCAGGCACCAAUAACCCAAACUCCUACAUUAUGUUAGCCAGUGCUUCAUUUGAUUCUACUGUUCGUUUAUGGGAUGUGGAAAGAGGAGUUUGCCUUCACACCUUAACCAUGCACCAAGAGCCUGUCUAUAGUGUAGCCUUCAGUCCUGAUGGCAAAUAUCUAGCCAGUGGGUCUUUUGACAAAUGUGUCCACAUAUGGAACACUCAGACAGGAGCAUUAGUGCACAGCUAUCGAGGGACUGGAGGAAUCUUUGAAGUCUGUUGGAAUGCGUCAGGGGACAAAGUGGGAGCAAGUGCAUCAGAUGGUUCUGUAUGUGUACUUGAUCUACGGAAAUAGCAGAAUAGAAGGAAAACAGGAUGUAAGACUAGACCAGCAGUGAAUGUGUGGGUGGCAAGCACGCUCCUUCACAAUGUGCCAGCUUCAGAUCUGCAAGAACCUGACUUUUAAAAUGAAAUGGUUAAAACCAGCUCUCCCUGUCCAUUUAAUUUUGAUUUUCUUUUGUUUCCAAAAAAAAAAAUUUUAUUGUCUACACGUUCCCUCCAGAUCCCACAUGGAAACUAGUUACAUGCUGGUUUUUGCACCAGUUGAACUCUUCACCUUUGGAAUGUGAUGCAAGAAAAUCAUGUCAGUCAGUGUUUUGAGGUUUUUAACAGGACAGAUAAUGGCAAUUUAUGUUCAUGACUGAGAGCAUUGUGCCAAACUGCAGAUGCUGUGACGUACCAAUUAAAAAACAACAAAAAAUGGGGGUGGGGAGAGGGGGGGAACAUUUUAAAAAAUCAAGAAUGGAAAUGAUGUAGAUUUCCCUUCCUUUAUACACUUUCCUCAUUCUGGUUUGGACACUACAAUGCUGCUGAAAAGGAAGAAUGACAUUGUGUGCAGUCACAGCAGAAUAAUCUGCAAUUUUGUAAUAGCAACACUUUAUAUUUUCUGGAUUUUUGUUUUGUUUAAAAAUGUUUUAGGGAUGCUGGAGUAUUACGUAGGUUCCUAAAAGAAGCUUUUACCAGGGUUGGAUGUGAAUGAUUUUGUUUCUAGAAGCUGCAGGGAGGAAUCUAUGGGGUUUUAAAACUUAAGCUUUUCUGAACUGCUGAUAGACUCGCUUACAUUACUGUGCUUCAGGUCGUGAUCUAUUGAAAAGGCACUUCUUCAGAGAACUGCAUAUAAAAAGUGCUUUACAUUUGAGAAGGUGAACUCAUCACCAGCUUCAUACAGGGAAAGAAGACUCACGGGAAGAUCCCCAGUGUAUUUUUGAAAAAAUAAAGCAAAAGAAAUAUUUGUAAUUUUUACCUUUAAUCACACAUUAGACCUUAAAAGCCAGAACGGCAAACCAUAAACCUAGCAGACACUUUGUUUUAAAGAAAUGCGAGAAAUGAGACAUCUUAACACUGUACAAGAGCUUAAAUUCUUUAAUCUCAUGCCAUGCUUUAGGUCCUUUUUUUAAAAAAAGUAUUGCUAACAAAAGCUAUUUAGAGUCAGGUGAGGUGCACUUUGUCUAAUGUAAGGGUCUGCUUUGUUUUGUUCUCUGGGUUUUUUGAAUAUGUUCUUGUCACACGCAGAGUUCAUUUGUCCAAAAUCUGUGUUCUGGCUUUUGUUGCUUUUAUUGUCUGUGUCAGACUGUCGGCCAGACUUUGUUCCUUCUCCUUGCAGCCUCUCAGGAGUUUAGGUCAGAGGAGAUCAUGUGACCUUUUAUGUUUCUUCUAAUCCAGAAUGUGUGAUGUAGCUCAUGUGCUCAUUAAAGAAAACAAAUCAUCAAAUCAUAUUCAAUGUCUUGAAUAAAUUGCUAUAUUUUGAUAUUAGAAAAUAUGAUUCCGUGAUUUUUAUUUUUCCUACUUUAAAAUUAUUAGUUUACUUCACGUGUAUAUUCCUGGUCAUAAUGUUACUGACAUAUUGUCAUUGAAAACCACCAUUAUUAACGUACAAGUUCUUGCAGCAUGAAUGUAACAACAGUACUGAGCUUUCUUAUAGCUCAGUAAUUUAGUUCAAACCUCGUCAUGCAACAAUACAAGCCACAUCAGCCCAGCUGUUCUCAGCUGUGUUAGAAUUUUGUUUCUAGAGCAAUGAAGGUGGAGUUCUACACCAGAUUAUAAUCUAGUGACUGCUCCUGGAAAGUGUACAUAAGCCAACAAUGGUUAAACGGACUUUUAGACUUGACUGGGAUGCUCCUUAUCAGUCACUUGUCUGGAUUGCUUCUAGACACAGUAGCGAAGGAUGGUUGACACCUGUAUCCAGCCAGUCGGUGCCUUCAGGAUAGACAGAAAACUUGAAUGGUAAUCAUAGGCACUUUUAAUUUACGGAUGGAAGUACUAGUAUGCAUACUCUAUAUAUACUGAAAUUUUUAGGUACCAAAGUAUACUAAGCAAUUUAGUUAUGAUACACAAUGACUACUGCAUACAAGUAGCAUAUUUUAUAAUGCAACACAAUGAAGGAACUGGAUAUAUUUUACUUGCACAAUUUUAUCAUUUACCAUACUUGAAAAUGUACAUUAAUUGCCCACUUUGCACCAACAUUUUAUUCUUGUAUGCAAAUUAAUUUUUCAGUGCACUUACAAGUAUUAUAUUUUGUUUGCAUUAGGAAACUUGGAUCAGUAAUUGUGUUUUCAUUCACAUCAUUCAUGGGUAUCUUAUACUUCAGCUGGUGUGUAAAAAUGCUUGCUCAUACAUUCUGGCAGGUUUUCACUUCCAUCAGCUCCAAACAUUCAGCAUGUCCAGUGCCACCAGUCAUAUGUUUGCACUUAUUUGAAGAUGCUCUUAUUGCAUUUGCAAGCAUUAAGUACACGAACACUAAUUGUUGGAAGAACUCAGCAUCAAUGGAGAAAAAUAAACAGCUGAAACCUUUAUUCCCCUCCAUAGAUGCUGCCUGACUUCUUGAGAUCUUUUUCAGCAUUUUAUAUGUGUUGCUCAAGAUUCCCAGUACCUGCAGAAUCUCUUGUGUUUAGAAACACCACUUGAUCCUUUGUUUUGGCUUAUGAACAUCAAAUCAGUGGCUACCAGUGAGAACCCUUGUCCAUAAACAUCACAUAGCAAGACAUCAUAGAUGGGCUACCCUUGUCUUUUUAUCCAUUAAUUUUUAUGAACAAAAGAUCACAGGCAGCACAUACACUAUUUCAGGGUUAUGGUUAUUGGUGAAAUGUGGCUCUCCACCAGUAUACAUAUUAGAAAAUCAAGAUUUAAUUACUUAUUUGAGUGUACUGUGCAAUUAUGAAAAACUGCAACACAGAUACAAAGGAUUCUCAUUCUCAUUCUCUAUCUCUACCUCUCUGUGUAUGUGUGUGUGUGUGUAGAUAUAUAUAUAUAUAUAUAUAUAUAUAUAGAGAGAGAGAGAGAGAGAGAGGGCUUUUAAGGAAGCUUCUACUUGCCAUAAGUCACAAAAGUCACUAACUUGAAAACAGUGGUUACUAAUUGGCAAUGGUAUAAAGAAAUUCCAAAGAUGAUAUUGAGGCUUCUACUCAAGUAUAGGUGCAAACAUUGAAAUAAAAGCAUCACUCUUGUGUGCUGCCCCUAAACAUGUUGCAGGUCAAACUGGUGGAACCAUGUAGAAGAAAAAUCCUGUACAAUGCAGCAAUAACUAACAAUGAAUAUGUUCAAACUGUUACAGAAUAGGAUAGCAUAAAUUAUACCAAAUUUGUAGUAAAAUAAAUUAAACAUUGCUAAAUGCCUAAUUGCUUCAUUCUAUAUCUGAAUACAAGUAGAAUUAUUUUUCCAAGAUGUUGCAUGUAUUUGUUAAUGUGCAUCAACAGUACUAUUUCCCACUUCUG